This is a messenger RNA of Ambispora leptoticha, 894 nucleotides long. NCBI's taxonomy places the organism in Eukaryota, Fungi, Glomeromycota, Glomeromycetes, Archaeosporales, Ambisporaceae. The record is from the annotation of a GenBank genome assembly.
AUGGGAGGCUGUUGCUCUAGACGCUAUUUUGAAGAUGAAGAUGGAACUAUUAAAUACCGUCUUAUCUAUGGUAGACGAUAUCAUAAUCUUUCGAAUUCAAUGUAUUUUGUCGCAAAUGAUGAAGAAGAAGCCUUUCGUUUAAGUAGAUAUCAUGAAGCAAUAAAGGAGAUUUGGGGAGGAGCUUUUAAUUCACCUGUUGAAGAGAAAUUGAGACAAGGCGCCCAUGUUAUUGAUAUUGGAUGCGGGACUGGAAUUUGGAUUUUGGAUAUGGCACAGCAAUAUCCAAAUUCAAAGUUUGUAGGAAUUGACAUAUCUCCAAUACAGCCAACAGAAGGUCUUCCUCCAAAUGUGAAGUUUGUGCAGUAUAAUGUGUUGGAUAUAUUACCAUAUGAGGAUUCAUCUUUCGAUUUAGUUCACGAAAAAUUCAUGACGGUCGCUUUUACGGAAAUACAAUGGAAAGAGCAAGUUAUUCCAGAAAUGAUAAGGUUAACUCGGCCAGGUGGAUGGAUCGAGAUUCUAGAAGCUGAUCCUGGUACAUCUGAAGGAACUGCUACAAAGAGACUUAUAAAAGCUGUUAAUGAUUUUAUGGUAUCGAAGGGAAGUAACCUUACAAUUGGCAAAGAAAUUCCGCGCAUCCUUGAAACCACAAACGCGUUUUCAGAAAUCAAAAAUCAACAUAAAAUUGUAAAUCUUGGCAAAAAACAUGGUAAAUCUGCGGAAGAGUCUCUAAAAUUUUAUGUUCGCGGCCUCAGCUCUGUUAAAGGCUUUAUAGCGACCUCGAUGAAUAUAAUGCCCGAACAUUAUGAUGCUCUCGUAGAAACAGUACCUAUUGAGGCGGAGAAAUAUUCUACUUAUUUUAAUCAAUAUCGAAUCUGUGCUCAUAAGAAGAAUUAA